UAUCUAUUAUUUGUUCAAAGUUAUUGCUUGGGCUCUCUGUGUAAGCACGUGAUUCUUAGUGAUGCCCUGCGGAGGAGGCUCGAGAUUGAUAUGGUCGACUGUUUGCGCGCCAAUUUGUACACUCGGUCGAAGUUCAAGAGAAAUGGAAAAUAUUCCCAAACAUUUUAUAGAACACCUGGUUCAGAAUGAAAGAAAGACUUAUCUAGAAAUAAGUUCGAUACUUUGCACUCUUUAUCCUGGGGUAAGAGGUUUGAGUGAGAGAUCGGUGCGAAGAUUUUGUUUAGAAAACAGCAUAUCAACAAGAUCUCAAAUUGACGACAACUCUUUGGAUGUGAUGGUUAAAGAGGUUAUUACUAAGGUUGGACCAACCUGGGGUAGAAAAAUGGUUACAGGUUAUUUGAGAUCCAAAGGAAUGACCCCUGGAGAACAAAGGGUUGGGUCUUCACUGGCACGUGUUGCACCAUGCCACCAAGAAAUGAGAAAGAACAGAGCUGAACAACUAAAGAACCCCAUUCCAUAUAGUGCACAAUACUUUGGCCAUAAACUCCACGUUGACCAAAACGAAAAACUUGUUAUGUAUGGUGUGACACAUGUGUGUGCUAUAGAUGGAUACAGUGGGAAAAUCAUAAGCCACAGUCUAAUGCCAGUAAAAAACAACCUUAUCAUUUAUAAUGACAUCUACAGAAAUUCUGUCGCUACUUUUGGUUUGUGGGAUCAAUUGCGUGUUGACCAUGGRAAGGAAUUUUACCUCAUGUUAUUUGUGCAAGACUUAUUGAGUAAACAUAGAAGAAACACUGAGAGACUUCCUUACAUACAGAGUACUUCGAAAGAGAAUCACAAGAUUGAAAGAAUCUGGGUAGAAUUCAAUUUAAGAGUAAAUUAUCCUGUAAAGAGAGCAUUGAAUGAAAUGGCUGGUAAUGAUGUAUUUGACAUGGAGGAUGGUAUUACAAAGUUUUCAAUUUCUUGGGUUUCAUUAAGAGUGUGCAAAGAAGGGUGUCGCCAGGUCAUUGACUCAUGGAAUGCACAUCAUAUCCAAGGAUCUGGUCGACCAAACGAACUUGAAGCAGCAAACAACAUGACUGCACCUAUUGCAAUAAGAGAACUCCCAUCAACAGAAGAGGUUGUUCAGAUGUAUGAGCAAAAAGGAGGCCACUUGACUUACUGGCCUGAGUUUGGAURUGAUCCAUUGUCAUUUUCCCCAGGCUUAMGUCAAAGAAGARUGAAUAUGUUUUCAUCUCAUUUUCCAGAUAUGGGUGUGAUAUUCUAUAAUGUAGUUAAUAAUUGUCCUGCAAUGUUUCAACGGGCAAUCAUACUUUUUCGAGAAAUAACUAUCUAUUUGCUUUCUCAUCCUUGAAGUACAAUAUGCAUGAUAUGAAACUCUAAAGUAUUUAACAGCACAUUUUCAGUCGUUGACUAGUUUUAUACCAUUCUUCGAUAAACUAUACAAUUAUGUCCUGAUAUGAAAAGUUUUGAAACUGGUACAUUUUCAUUGAUUUUCUUGCAAAACUGACCUAAGUUGUCAAGCUAAUUGCCUAAACCUAAUAAACUAAUUGAAGGAUCCAUUCGUUUGAUAAGUGUUCAUUUGAAAGACAAUUUAAAAAAUGCAUAGCAAAAUACUGCUGAAAUUGUCUACAUUUAUCAUUCUUAUUUCCAUCGAACACAAUCGAAUAUCAAUUUCCGAUUGCUUGUCGACUGGUUUUUGAAUCGAAUACAGUCGUACUAAUAAUAGAGACAAAACUGUCGAACAGAAUCCUCGUCAAAACAAAUGCACGAAACUAAGCAAAUGAUUUACGAUGUGUCUGGAUUAAACAGUUUCAGUAAUUAGUUGUUAGAUAUAAGUUUAGGUAUGCAUCACAUAAUUGUAAUCGUUUACUUUGGAAUAAAAAAAUAAUAAAUAUAU
Messenger RNA from Exaiptasia diaphana, 1900 nucleotides. RefSeq lists its product as uncharacterized. The coding region runs from base 62 to 1354 and encodes 430 amino acids. Lineage: Eukaryota; Metazoa; Cnidaria; Anthozoa; Actiniaria; Aiptasiidae. The record is from RefSeq and is a predicted model, not a curated record. The transcript is spliced from 5 exons.